Messenger RNA from Aspergillus fumigatus Af293, 294 nucleotides. Lineage: Eukaryota; Fungi; Ascomycota; Eurotiomycetes; Eurotiales; Aspergillaceae. The record is from RefSeq and is a predicted model, not a curated record.
AUGCCUCGCGGAGCAGAAUACGAUAACGGCAUCCCCCAGUCCGACAACGCCAUCGAGGCCGGCGAGACAAAGGUCCAUGGCACCAACUCUGCUGUAUGUCCCGCCAACCACCUGCAGCACCCUAAGCACGAUAACGACCACCUCGAUCGCGUCAACCGCACAGCUGAUCUCCCCGAUGUCCCUGCGGGCGGCAUGCACAGCGGCGGCGGUGCCCCCGGCCACUCGAGCGGCAAGGGCGGUCAUGAGCCUCGUACCCUAGGCGAGAACAAGGGUCUUGGUGCGCAUAAGGCGUGA